Molecule: messenger RNA, 1668 nt
Organism: Belonocnema kinseyi
Lineage: Eukaryota; Metazoa; Arthropoda; Insecta; Hymenoptera; Cynipidae
Product: alpha-crystallin A chain
Exons: 4
Coding region: 128-817 (229 amino acids)
Biological process (GO): response to heat; protein refolding
Molecular function (GO): protein folding chaperone
Source: RefSeq, a predicted model, not a curated record
AGCGCGCGCUCAUUCCUAGAGGAGAUCUCAGUGCGUUCAGUUCGUCGCGUGGAAUUGUGUUUGAGAAGGCAAAGAGUGCUCUCAUAAAUUUUGACGUUCAGUGUGUGAAAAAGUGUUCAAAGAAAAAAUGGCCGACAGUGGAAUUAAGAGAAACAUCCCCAUCAAGCUCGGAGACUUCAGUGUCAUCGACACUGAAUUUUCCAACAUCCGAGAGCGUUUCGACGCCGAGAUGAGGAAGAUGGAGGACGAGAUGUCUCGCUUCAGAAGCGAACUCAUGAACCGCGAGAGCAACUUCUUCAAGAGCACCUCAAGCAAACAUCACCAGACAAGCAGCACUCAACAUAGGAGCUCGACAACUUCCAAAUCCGAGGGUUGGGAUAAGGCUGAUGCCGCAAAACCUACAACGAAAUCUGCCUUCGACUCUUUCAAAAGCACCACGACCCAACAGAGCAACCAAAACAGCUCACUGAGUCCACAACAUGAUUCAAACACCUGGUUGGAUGGUCUGAACAGUCCACUCAUUCAGGAUGAGGGUGACAACAAAAUGUUGAAAUUGAGAUUUGACGUCUCUCAAUACACACCAGAGGAAAUUGUCGUCAAAACCGUUGACAACAAAUUAUUGGUACAUGCCAAACACGAGGAAAAAUCAGAAACUAAAUCGGUCUACAGAGAAUACAACCGGGAAUUCCUUCUUCCGAAAGGAACCAAUCCUGAGAGCAUCAAAUCCUCCUUGAGCAAAGACGGUGUCCUCACAGUCGAAGCACCUUUGCCAGCUCUUGGACAGGGAGAAAAACUCAUCCCAAUUGCGCACCAGUAAAUUAUCAAAAUUAUACAAAUUUACAUACGCCUAAUGAACGUUAAUUUUCGAUUUUCCCACGAAUCCUUCCUUUACCUAAAUCACAACGAAUUUCCAAAAAAUUUAUUCAAACAAAAAUUAAGCCUAAAGUGUCUUUUUCCUGAAUUUUAAACCAAUCGAUGCCUAAUCUCACACUCAGAAAAGAGUUUCUUUCAUUCAAAGGAAAUGUCUUUGAAUCAAAGAAAAUUAUUCAGCAAAUGAAAAUUUUUUUUUAAUUUAACAUGAUUUUCUUCAUUUUGAAAGAAACUUUUUUUUAAUUUAAAAAAAAAAAUAUAUUUUUCUGAGUGCGCGCAACAAGAAGCCUUUUUUUAUACGCACAAUAUAUAGCUAGUUUUUGUUAUGAAUUUUCGAUUUAAAAUCGGCAGCUACGAAGGAAGGAGAAAAAUUAGAUUUAUGAAAUUCCGUUUGUUUUUUACUUUAUUUAAAAUUUAUUUCUUUAUUGGAACGGCGUUAUUUUUCAUAGAAAAAUUUCGUCGAAUAUAUCUUCGACCAAUCAGUGAAGAUAAAAGAUUUUUUGAUUUGUGAAUUUCUAAGGUUUGUUCUACGCGAUAUUGGAAUUAAAGGCAAAAAGCAAAAUUUGAAUGGAAAAAUUUUCUGGUGGAUUUGACUGAAGUAAGACGAACCUUCGAAAUCGAAACGAUAAAUUGGUAUGAUAACUUGUAAACGUGUUAGUUUAGGUGUACGUUAAAAGACUAAAAAAAUGCCUAGCGUAUGUAAGCAUUAUUAUAUUAAUAUUAUUUAUGAAUAUUUUAAUAUUUUCGAAAACACGUAAUAUUUAAAGAAAGAGGAGACAAAUAAAAGUGAAUUCGAAA